AUGGCCACCGCAAUGGCCCAGGGAGGUGGUAAUGCUGCUUUCAAGGAUAAGGAGAAGCCCAUGGCGGUGCGGCAAUCUAAUAUCCUCGCAGCCCGGGCUGUCGCCGACGCCAUUCGCACGUCUUUGGGACCCAGGGGCAUGGAUAAGAUGAUUCAAACUCCCAAGGGAAACACGAUUAUCACCAAUGAUGGAAACACCAUGUUGAGGGACAUGAGCGUGAUGCACCCAGCUGCUCGUAUGCUGGUUGACCUCAGUGCCGCACAAGAUGUCGAAGCCGGUGAUGGUACUACAUCAGUUGUCGUCAUUGCCGGUAGCCUGCUGGGUGCCGCUGAAAAGCUGCUUUCCAAGGGUAUUCACCCCACAGUUAUUUCCGAAUCCUUCCAGCGUGCUGCCGGUGCCGCUGUUGAGAUCCUCCACAACAUGUCGCGCCCUAUCAAUCUCACCGACCGUGCUACCCUCCUCCAAGCCGCCUCGACCUCCCUCUCCUCGAAGAUCGUUUCUCAACACUCCAGUCUGCUGGGUCCGAUGGCCGUUGACUCCGUGCUCAAGGUUGUUGACCCCAAGACAGCUGAGAAUGUCGAUCUGCGCAACAUUCGCAUUGUGAAGAAAGUCGGAGGUACUAUCGAGGAUAGUGAAAUGAUUGAUGGCUUGGUGUUGAACCAGCCUGUCAUUAAGAGCAGCGGUGGACCUACAAGAAUUGAGAAGGCUCGGAUAGGACUCAUUCAAUUCCAGCUGAGUCCGCCCAAGCCAGACAUGGAGAAUCAAAUCGUUGUGAACGAUUAUCGUCAGAUGGACAAGAUCUUGAAGGAAGAGCGCCAGUACCUGUUGAACAUGGUCAAGAAGAUCCAGAAGACCAAGUGCAAUGUGCUCCUCAUUCAGAAGUCUAUUCUUCGAGAUGCUGUCAAUGACCUGUCCCUGCACUUCCUUUCACGCCUGAAGAUUCUGGCCAUCAAGGACAUCGAGCGCGAUGAGGUGGAAUUCCUUUGCAAGACUCUCGGCUGCAAGCCAGUGGCCAAUGUCGACUCUUUCACCGAGGACAAGCUGGGUACCGCCGAUCUUGUGGAAGAAGUCCAGGCCUCUGGAGCCCGCUACGUCAAGAUCACAGGCAUCAAGCAACAGCCCAGUGCCGUUAACAACCAGACUGUCUCCAUUGUUGCUCGUGGUGCGAAUAGUCUCAUUCUCGAUGAGGCUGAGCGCUCCCUCCACGAUGCGCUCUGUGUCAUUCGCUGUCUGGUGAAGAAGCGCGCUAUGAUUGCUGGUGGUGGUGCCCCCGAAAUUGAGGUUGCUCAUACACUUGCCAUGCGAGCUCGUGAGCUGACUGGCACUGAGGCUAUUUGCUGGAAGGCUUUUGCAGAUGCGAUGGAAGUGAUCCCCACCACACUCGCGGAGAACGCCGGCCUUAACUCCAUCAAGGUUGUGACUGACCUGCGUCACCGUCACGCUCAGGGUCAGCACAAUGCUGGUGUCAGCAUUCGCAGCGGUGGUGUCAAGGAUGACAUCACCGAGGAGAACAUCUUGCAGCCCCUGCUGGUUAGCACAAGCGCUAUCGAGCUGGCCGCCGAGACGGUGAAGAUGAUCAUGAGAAUUGAUGACAUUGCUUUGUCGCGGUAA
Penicillium oxalicum is the source of this 1611-nucleotide messenger RNA. Its product is annotated as chaperonin-containing T-complex subunit CCT4. NCBI's taxonomy places the organism in Eukaryota, Fungi, Ascomycota, Eurotiomycetes, Eurotiales, Aspergillaceae. The record is from RefSeq and is a predicted model, not a curated record. Gene Ontology annotation, molecular function: ATP hydrolysis activity; ATP-dependent protein folding chaperone; ATP binding. Bases 1 to 1611 code for a protein of 536 amino acids. Gene Ontology annotation, cellular component: chaperonin-containing T-complex. The transcript has 7 exons. Gene Ontology annotation, biological process: protein folding.